Histoplasma capsulatum G186AR is the source of this 1298-nucleotide messenger RNA. RefSeq lists its product as uncharacterized. The record is from RefSeq and is a predicted model, not a curated record. Gene Ontology annotation, molecular function: dioxygenase activity. Lineage: Eukaryota; Fungi; Ascomycota; Eurotiomycetes; Onygenales; Ajellomycetaceae. Bases 1 to 1212 code for a protein of 403 amino acids. The transcript has a single exon.
AUGACGCCGCCCUUCGCUUUCUCCUCGAUCCCAACAAUCGACCUCUCCCUCGCCAACUCCCCCACGACAAAACCCGCCCUCCUCCAGAAACUCCACAAUGCCCUUGUCUCCGUCGGAUUUCUCUACGUAUCCAACCACGGCGUCCCAGAGAACGUCAUCGCAGACCUCGUCAACGUGAUCCCGCAGCUGUUCAGUUUGCCAGAGGCGGCUAAAGAUGAAAUUGCGCUGCGUAAUUCGCCCCACUUUUUGGGAUAUAGCGGUGUAGGCGCGGAGACGACGAGAGGGAUAGCUGAUAGACGGGAGCAGGUGGAGUUUGCGACGGAGUUGGAUGUGACUUACGAACCGGGGAAGCCGCUGUAUGAGAGGUUAAGGGGCCCGAAUCAGGUACAUACAUACAAUUUUGGACACUUACCCAUAUAUCCCAUGCUGCUGCAUACGGAUAUAAUAAAUUCUGAACAUACCAAUACUCACAUAAAACAAACAACAACGCAGUGGCCCUCCCACCUCCCAACUGUAAAACCAAUCGUCCAAUCGUAUAUCUCCCAUCUAACGUCACUAGGCGAGCGCUUCCUCCACCUCGUCGCUGAAGCCCUCUCCCUACCGCCCAAAACAUUCCUCCCUUUCCUCUCCGACCAGCACCGCCUAAAACUAGUCCGCUACCCGGGCACCACUACCCCCACCGCUGAUCCCGGCGAAACAACCAUCCAAGGCGUAGGUCCGCACAAGGACUCCUCAGGCUGGUGGACGUUUCUCCUCCAAGCCUCCCCACCCUCCGUGAAAGGGUUGCAGGCGUUGAAUAAAGCCGGCGAUUGGAUUGACGUACCCUGCGUGCCGGGCACGUUCGUGGUGAAUAUCGGGCAGGCGUUUGAGGUUGCUACGAAUGGGGUGUGCAAGGCCACCACGCACCGAGUCGUAAUGCAGCCGGGGUCGGCAGAGAGGUUUAGCGUGCCGUUUUUCCAGGGGGUGAGGAGGGAUUUGACGAAGGAUGAGGCGGUGGGGAGGUUGAGGGGCCAGUUUUUGGAGGUUGGUUUGUUGGGCGGUGGUGGUAGUGGUGAGGAGUCUGAGGAAGGGAGGGAGAUUGAUUCACCUUUUUUGAAGGGGAAGUAUGAUACGUGGGGUGAGUCGCAGUUGAGGACGAAGGUGAGGAGUCAUCGGGAGGUUGGGAGGAGGUUUUACGGGGAGGUUUUUGAGAUGUACGUUAAUGACGAUUGAGGGAGUUGGUGUAGAAACUGGAUACAAGUAUAUAAGUAUACAAAUUCCAUUAAUUUAUGUCAUAAUCCCUAAAUGUCUAAAUAUUA